ACAAAACUUACACGGUCACUCUCUGUCUCAGUGUGUAAGUGCAGGAAAAUGGCUGAGGCCAGUAUUUCAGUAGAUCAGUUUUCAGUGGAUCAGUUCAUCUGUCCAGUGUGUCUGGAUCUCCUGAAGGAUCCGGUGACUAUCCCCUGUGGUCACAGUUUCUGUAAGGUGUGUAUUAAUGGCUGCUGGGAUCAGGAGGAUCAGAAGGGUGUCUACAGCUGUCCUCAGUGCAGAGACACUUUCACUCCAAGGCCUGUUCUACGCAGAAACAACAUGCUGGCUGAAGUGGUGGAGAAACUGAAGAAGAAGACUGAAGUCCAAGCUGCUUCUCCUGCUCACUGUUACGCUGGACCUGGAGAUGUGGAGUGUGAUUUCUGCACCGGGAGAAAACACAAAGCCGUGAAGUCCUGUCUGGUGUGUUUAGCUUCAUUUUGUGGAACUCAUCUGAAACCUCAUUAUGAAGUUUCUUCCUGGAAACAACACACAUUAAUUGAAGCUUCAGCAAAACUUCAGGAGAUGAUCUGCUCUGAACAUAACGAAGUGCUGAAGAUCUACUGCCGUACUGAUCAAACCUGUAUCUGUUAUUUGUGUACUAUGGAUAAUCACAAAGGACACGACACCGUCACAGCCGCAGCAGAAAGAGCUGAGAAACAGAGUGAGUUAAAGGAGGAGCAGAUGAAAUCCCAGCAGAGAAUCCAGGAGAAGCAGAAGAUGGUGCAGGAGCUGAAACAGGCUGUGAACACUAUAAAGCUGAGUGCACAGACAGCAGUGGAGCACAAUGAGAGGAUCUUUACUGAGCUGAUCAGCUCCAUGGAGAAAAAGCGCUCGGAGGUGACGGAGCUGAUCAGAGCUCGGGAGAAGACUGAACUGAGUCGAGCUGAACGACUCCUGGAGCAACUGGAGCAGGAGAUUGCUGAUCUUCAGAGGAGACUCACUGAGCUGGAGCAGCUUUCACACACACACGAUCACAUCCAGUUCCUCCAGGCUUUAACUUGUGAACGUCAGUCUCCUCCCGGGCACAGAUCAGAGCUUCAGACAUCCAGCAACAGUGUCCAUCAACAUCUCUCAUUUGAUGGAGUAAGGAAUUCUCUCUCAGAUCUGAAGAAGAGACUCGAGGAAUUCUGUGAGGAGGAAUUCAACAAAAUCCCUCCACAUGUAGUUCAGAUCUUUUCACCACCAGAACCACAGAGGAGAGAAGAUUUUCUAAAAUAUUUCUGUUAUCUGACUCUGGAUCCCAACACGGCACAUCGUGACCUCAUUCUGUCUGAGAAGAACAGAGCGGUGAGAUUUAGUGGAAGAAACCAGCAGUACUCUGAUCAUCCAGAGAGAUUUGAUUUCUGUUGGCAGGUGUUGUGUAAGGAGAGUUUGUGUGGACGCUGUUACUGGGAGGUGGAGUGGAGCCGUGGUGUGUCCAUAUCAGUCUCGUAUAAAGACAUCAGCAGGAAAGGAUGGGGUAAUGAAUGUGGGUUUGGAUUUAAUGAUCAGUCCUGGAGUCUGCAGUGUUUUUCUUCUUCUCUCUCUUUCUAUCACAACAACAUUAAGACUGAACUCGGCGCUCCAUCAUCCUCCAGAAUAGGAGUGUAUGUGGAUCACAGUGCAGGAACUCUGUCCUUCUACAGCAUCUCUGACACGAUGAAGCUCCUCCACAGAGUCCACACCAAAUUUACUCAGCCUCUGCGUGGUGGGAUAGGGCUCAUUUACAUAGGUCCUUCUGUGAGACUGUGUGAUCGAGAAUAAAGUGUGUAGUGUUUUAUGUAAAAUUCCCACACAUUGUCAAAUUGUUGCCCAGUCACCUGUCUCACUUACACACACUUAUAUAUAUAUAUAUAUAUAUAUAUAUUUAGAGGUUAAACUAAAUUUAUCAUUUUCAGAAGAGCUAUUGCUUAGGUGUACAGUAUGUUAGAGUGUGUGUGUUCCAAAUCUAAUGUGACCAGGAGAAGCUCUUACUGAAGAUGAAUGAAGGAAGGAAUUAAAAAUGUUUAUGUGAAAUGAUUUUAAAUAAGAAAGAGUUUUUUGUGCACCAUGGAGUCAGACUUUCACCUGAUAUACAGAAUUCACAGAGUACAGGAGACAUAUCCUAAGUUUUCUGUUCAUAGUAGAUGAUGAUAAUGGAUUACAGUAACACGUGUAACCAGGGACAUGUCUCUGCACUUUCACACACGUCAUUUUGACCAUAACACAGCUUUUUACACUGCAUGUGUGUAUUACUUUUUUUUUUCUACUUUUUAAUGACUUUAUUAUAUAUUUGAAAUAGACACAAAUUAAUAAAGAUUUAAUUUAAUGUAAGGUUACUGCGUUCCUACUAGUACACAUCACACACACUCACUUUAUUUGGUAACCCAGAUAGCACAAUGCCGAAGGGCCAACGGCAAUGCAUACAUUGGGCCAAUGCAUCAUUGUUUACCCCAAUGUCAUUUUGUCCAGCUCAACUUUGGCUAAUUAGCGGGGCCAAAGAUAGUUUGGCCCAACAUUGGCACAACAUUGGUGCAGUAAAUAAUUUAUCUACAUAAAAGAUAAAGUUAGAAAUUAAAUUAGACUCUUUUCAUCAUUGUCAAUGAGAAGAAAACAUUUAUAUCUUAUAUCUUUAUUUUUAUCUUAUACUGUAUCUGUAUUUAGUUACUUUAUUGUGUUUAUAUAUGUGAUAAAAUGAUAAAAAAUAUGAAACUUAGAAACUUAGAAAAUAUAUGUAACUUAGUGGCCAGUAGAUAGAGUGGACAGCUUCGGAAACCUCAGUGUUCACAUCAUGCAGGACCGGUCAUGGUCAUGUUACAUCAACACGGUGGUGAAAAAGACCUGGCAUGAUCUCUACCACCUUAGACACUUGAGAGACUUCAGACUCCCUCCAGGGUGCUCAGGAAUUUCUAAUCCUGCAUCAUAGAGAAAAUCCUGAUUAGAAACAUCACAACCUGGUUCAGGAAUAUCACCAUGCAGGACAGACAAAUUCUACAGAGGGUUGUGUGAUCAGCUGAGCACAUUAUCCGCACCGAGCUCCCUGACCUGCACUCAAUCUACAGCAAGCAGUGCUGGACCAAGGCCAGGGACAUCGUGAAGGACCUCAGCCACCCCAACAAUGAACUGCUCUCUCUGUUGCAGUCAGGAAAGUGAUUCCGCUCCCUGCGGGCCAAUACGGAGAGACUGAGGAGGAGAUUUUCCAACAGGCGACACGGUCUCUUAAUCAGAACACCAUGCAUGACUGAAUUAUUUUGCACGUACCCACUUAUGGACAUUUGUCUUUUUGCCCUCAUUCUGAACAUUUAUGGACACUGAACAUCUGAACAUUUACACAUUUCUAUUUAAUUUUUUUUACUCGUUGCACAUAAGUCACUUUAAAUAAGACAUAUUUAUUCAUAUUUGUACCCCCCUGCCCCCCGAACAUUUCUAUUUAAAUCCCACUUCAUUUCCAUACUAAAGUUUCCAUUUUUUUCUAUAUUUGUACAGAAGUCUCUUCUCCAUAUUUGUACAGCUAGAUUUUCCUAUGUUUUUUAUUUUUUUAUUUUUUUAUAUAGUAUAUUUUGUCUUAUCUUCUAUGGAUAUGUUUUUUUUUUAUCUUAGCUAAAUGUAUUUUCCAUUUUAUUUAUUUUUAUGCAGAUUCAUUUCCUACUAAUAAAAUUUUAU
This is a messenger RNA of Clarias gariepinus (North African catfish), 3612 nucleotides long. Its product is annotated as tripartite motif-containing protein 16-like. NCBI's taxonomy places the organism in Eukaryota, Metazoa, Chordata, Actinopteri, Siluriformes, Clariidae. The transcript is spliced from 6 exons. Gene Ontology annotation, molecular function: zinc ion binding; protein binding. The record is from RefSeq and is a predicted model, not a curated record. Bases 49 to 1734 code for a protein of 561 amino acids.